This is a messenger RNA of Aricia agestis (brown argus), 607 nucleotides long. RefSeq lists its product as uncharacterized. The transcript has 2 exons. Bases 207 to 563 code for a protein of 118 amino acids. Lineage: Eukaryota; Metazoa; Arthropoda; Insecta; Lepidoptera; Lycaenidae. The record is from RefSeq and is a predicted model, not a curated record.
UCUGAGCCUUUAAGUUCUGAAAAAAAAAAAAGAAAAAAAACAAGCAAGUUGUGUAGUUACAGGCAAGUCCUUUCCAACUUCGUCGUCCACACCAGAUUUGAGUUCGGAACCACCUGUUUCAGAGUCUUCAUCAAUAGAAUCUACAACAAUCUCUCAACAAAUUUUAUUUUCCCAGUCAAUAGAAGCACAACCGUCAACAUCUCAAGAUGAAUCUUACUUACAGCCUGUACCUACAGAAUCUUCCACGAAGUUUACCACCUUGUAAAAGUGAGCUACUACAGCAAUUUUUGCGAGCAAAUUAUAUAUGCGCUAUCUGGAACAAUGCUCAUUUGAAAAAACCAACAACAUAUGAACCAGUAAAUAAUGGUUGGAUUUUGGAAGAUGACCACUACCAGUUUAAAUGGUUUGAAGGGGAUCAACUACCGAAUUAUGUCAGUGAAUCGCUUAAAACCGUAUCAGAAGCAGGCGAAGAAGACGAUGUUGAUAACGAUGAAUCUAGGGAGUGGAGUAGCAGUGACGACGAAAAUGAAGAUAUCAACUACGAUGACAAUGAAGAAGAUUAAAUAUUUGAUUUAAAUAAAUUCAUUUUCCUCUAAAUUUUUUAUUA